Mya arenaria is the source of this 1120-nucleotide messenger RNA. RefSeq lists its product as uncharacterized. The coding region runs from base 412 to 747 and encodes 111 amino acids. The transcript has 3 exons. The record is from RefSeq and is a predicted model, not a curated record. NCBI's taxonomy places the organism in Eukaryota, Metazoa, Mollusca, Bivalvia, Myida, Myidae.
UUCAAACGACGAAAUAGAAGAACUAUCAAGUUACGUAGGUCCUAUCGUGGAUCGAUGGUUAAUAUAAUAGCCUGACUGAGUUUAAGAUUUUUGUUAAUGUUUGUAUAAAUAAAACGCAUUUAAACGCGAGAAUUUAAACAGAACACAUAUUAAAGCUUUGAAUGGUCUGCAUAAAUAAAUAAAAUAUAGAAUUAUCAAGUGAAUGUUAAAUGUGUUUUUGUUCGGCAAACCCGGAUGUCUUAAUACAGAGCAAACAAAGAGUUUUCUAAUACAUGUAAUUCAUUGCAAUAUAAAACAGAACUUCCGUGUUUCAAGUAGAUGAAUAGUAGAAAAAUACAGAGGAGAACCAGUAAUAUACGAGUAUACCUAUAGAUCUGGUGACAACCUCUCCCCCACCCCGUGCAGCUAGAAAUGACAUCCGCGCAGCAGUUUGCAGCCUACGGGUUUGUCUCCCUUGUGUGUCUGGCAGCGGUCAUCAUGUACAUCUUCACGUGGUCACGGAGACAGAAACCUAGGAGUAAGUGUGAGGGUUUUCUCCCCACGAAGGAGUCCACCAUCCUCGUGCCCCCGUCGUCCCUGACACUAAUGUACUCGGCAGCGCUGGGAGGCGGCCAAGGGCGGGAACUGGAUGAGGCGGUCACGCGCUACCUUGGGCGCAACGCCAGACAGGAGGAGAAGGACCGAAACAUUACCCGUAACAACCAACCAACCGUGAAGAAACGGACACCGGAAAUACACGACAUUUAGUUAAUAUUAGUUUUUUCAGCUUGAUUUUGACACAGGUGAUGAUAACGGCAUCGAGUCAUUCUCAAGUCCGUAUUUCUGUGUAGAAAGUAUGUACGGUGUCUUUCAUUAACGACCACCAGAAUGUGUACAUGAUGGACUCGAAUUCACGGUUUUAUAAGAGGCGAACAACUUUACCAGUAUCCACUCUUACCCAAAAUACACAAUACUAGUACUGGACCAAGGAACGUGAACCUGUGGUCGUUAUCUUUGUGCAAUACAAAUGAGAUUUUUCAGUGAUUAAGAUUGCAUUUGAAAAGUGGUAGAUCUAUGGUAUUGCUUUUUAUUAUAGUCUGUGUGUUUGAUUACAAAUGUGAAAUAUAAACAAACAUCAUUA